CGGCAAGUGGAACAACCAGCACUUUCAUCACGUACUGUAUCCUUGAGGUGGCCCGCUGGCUGAUCAGAUGGAAGAGUCAGCGAAGAAGUAUUUGAAAAUCACAUCAUACCCAUCAUCGACAAGUGCUUGGAUAAGACCAUCAGCCAUUGAUGGGCAGUGGUCUCUCACAGUUGCCUCAGAAGUACGCAACCCAAUUGAAGAGAGGAAAAUCACCCAGUCCACUACCUUCAUAUUGAGAAAGACAGAAUCUAUUCGUCUUGAGGGACGAUUGCAGGGAUCUGUUCGAGUCACCAAUGAGUGCUCAGAGUGCCCACCAUCAUUCUGUGUACAGGCACAUGACUUUGGUCGACACUCAGACACUGCAUGGUUCACACUUUUCUGCAACAGGAACAAAACUUUUGGUUCUCUCGUCUGGUCACACAAUGAAAGAAAACUUGCCUAUGUUGCGGAGGAGAAGUUUUGCAAGUCUCCCAGCUUCUUCAAUCAGGGGGCAUCUGAGUCUGGCUCUCAAGCAAAAAAAGGAGAAGGGAAUGCAUGGCGAGAGUCAUGGGGAGAGCUACUCACAAAGACCUCUGCCACAGUUGUGUCUGUAAUUGAUACAGAUACUGAUGAAGUCCUCAUUCUUGACUGGAUUCCAGAAAGUGACUCUCCAAGUCAGAUAGCAUGGGCACCUGAUGAUUCUGGCAUUAUUGGUGUAGCCUACAAGAAACAUCCUUUUAGGCUUGGAGUAGUGUAUUGCACCAACCGAGCAUCUCAGAUUUUCUUUGCAUCACUUUCUGACAAAGGAUACCGAUACCUGAGCCAUGAAAAUCGCAGUGUUCGAGAACCAAGGUUCUCUCCAUCUGGAGAUAAACUGAUCUUUCUGGAAUGUGAAGUGGGUGGACCUCAUGCUCAGACAAGUACCCUUGCAUCAGUUGAGUGGUCCUCUGGCAAGUGGUCCUGUCUUGUACCUCUUGUAUAUGAAUCAUCAGGAGACUUUUCUGGUGUUAAUGGGAAUGCCACCCUUCUUCCAUUGGAAUGUUUUUCUUCUGAUGGUCAUUACCUGGUGUUCAACUCUGUUCAUCAGUGUGCCUGGAAAAUUUUCCUUCUGGAUAUGGUAACUCUGAAGCUGUCAUGCAUCAGUCCAGAGCUUGAUGAUAGCUAUUAUUGCAUGGGAUUCAAUUAUGACAUCCUUGUUGCAAAAGUGUCAAACCUUCUCAAUCCAAAUGGAAUCAGUGCUGCCCUCUGGCAGGGACACCUAGAUCUCAAGUGGGAGGUGCUCUCAGAGAUGAGAAGAUGUGAACCUGUGCCUACUGGAAGUUCUGUAAGGAUGCUUCUCUCACUUCCUGCUUCCAGUAUAUUUGGCAAAGGAGAAGAGAAAAAUUUUCAUGCCAUCCUUACUUGUCUUCCAAAGUCAGGAAGUAUGAAGUACCCUUUGGUUCUCUUCCCCCAUGGAGGUCCUCACAGUGUUUUUACCAAUGAGUUCAGCUCUCAUGUUGCAAUGUUCACUGCUUGUGGUUAUGCUGUUUUACUGGUGAAUUAUCGAGGAUCAUUGGGAACUGGUGAGGCAGGUGUACGUUCACUCCCUGGAAGAGUUGGAGUGCAAGAUGUGAAGGACUGUUAUGAUGCACUCCUCCAUGUUCUUAAAUCUGAAGACUUUCCUGUUGAUAAGGAAAAACUAUUUCUGUAUGGAGGUUCCCAUGGUGGCUUUCUUGUGGCUCACCUAGCUGGACAAUAUCCUAAUACCUUCCGAGCAGCCUGUGUCCGAAAUCCUGUUACAAACAUAGCAACAAUGACUGAUGCAACAGAUAUCCCAGACUGGGGAUUUGUAGAGGCUGGCAUGCUGUAUGAGCCUGGGAAGUAUGGAGAUCCAGAAAUGAUGAAAGUGAUGUUCCAGUGCUCUCCAGUGUCUGUGAUUGAUCAUGUGAAGAUUCCUGUGCUUCUCUUGGUUGGGGAUGAAGAUAGUCGAGUCCCUCCCAGUCAAACUUACAGCUAUCACCGGGCUCUCUUGUCACGUGGUGUCAAAACCAAGUUGUACAACUAUCCAGACAACCAUGCAUUGAUGAAGCCCUCUGUGGAUGGAGAUGUCAUCAUGCAUGUCAUUGGAUGGUUCCAUGAUGCCAUGCUCUCCUGAAGUGGACAUUCAGUCAUGCUGAAGCCAGAUUGAACAAAAACUGAGAUGAAUCUCCAGUAUCUUUAUUGUUUUUUUUCUGUGCAUCUUUUGCCAUUAGCAACCACUUUUUUUUAUUUAUAGCAAUCUCAUCUGACUCACUUAACGUCAGUAGUGAAGUUGAGCAGAAGUUUUUUUUUUCCAUCUGAAGAAAGAAUGAAGCAUUUAAGGGUCUUGGGGAGCAUUUAAGUCCUUCAGCUGUGAAAUUGUGCAAUGAUGGAGAGUUGUUGAAAAAAAAAGAACUUGUUCGAGGAAAAGUUUCUCCUUUUUUUGCUUCAUUUUGUGUAAUGGUAGAGGACUCCUGGUGGAGCCAGUAGGUUCUCUGCGAUUCCUGCAGUCAUUUGCCAACUAUUCUUUUUUUUUCAUAUUGUUUUAAUCCCCUACUUUUCAUAUGUCCAUCCCUGCUUCAUGUCCAAUAAUUAUUUUGGAAAGUGAAUUUUGGUAUAACAUAUAUAAGUUCUUCAAACAGUUUUUGGUAUUUUUCAUUUAAAAUCUGGACAUUCACUUCUUGGCCACCCCUUUUUUCUAGGAUGGGCAAGAAAUUGAGUUCACUUUUGUUUUAUUACUUUACUCAAUAAAUAAAUAUAUAAAUUUCAAGUUUAACCUGAAUGUAACACCACAUCUAACAUUUACAAUGCAUCACCUCACAAGGACAGACACUUGGCCAUUCAAUUUGUUAAAGCCCGUUUUCAAAAUAUCCCAUGAGGUUUUCACAAACCUCUACUACUUCUCAGCACUAAGGUUUUUCCAAACCUGUAUGAAGGAGUUCAAGAUAUUGGCCUUCACUUUUGUUUUGCCAACAGCCUAAAAUUAUCUGAUUGAUUGGGCUCAAGGGCAAUUAGGGGGAAUUAUUUCUUUGAUUAUAAAUUUGAUACCAUGGAACUUGAACCAAACCAGGACCACUUUAGCAGUUUUGAAUCCAGUCAUUUUUCAAUUCCCUUUGUAUCAAAAGGUAUUAUCAAUCCAGAAGUGUACCUAUACUGAAGUCCUAAGAAGAUUGUCUUCUCUUUAUUCAAGAAUAUCAAAACAAGAUGCAGGGCCACCUUCUUGUCAUGCAAAAGGAUUUGAAAAAAAAAUCCCAGUUAUCAAAUUUGUGAUCCAAGACCCUCAAGCAAUUUUGGGCAAUUUGCAAAGACAAAUGUUAAGAAAGUAAGGUGAAGGCCUAGAACCUGAGCUCCUACAAGCAAAUUUGGUGAAAUUUGUCCCAAUAAGUAGUAGAGAUGUGCAAAAACCUCAUGGGGUGUCACUUUGAAACCAGCUGGAGAGAAUUUGACAUCAAGGCAUCAUGUUAUUGUGAAGUGAUGCAUUGUAAAUAUGAGAAAUGGUGUUAAAUUAUGUUAAUGAUGUUAAAUCUGAUUAAAUUUGAA
This is a messenger RNA of Darwinula stevensoni, 3516 nucleotides long. Lineage: Eukaryota; Metazoa; Arthropoda; Ostracoda; Podocopida; Darwinulidae. The record is from the annotation of a GenBank genome assembly.